Messenger RNA from Hansenula ciferrii, 2661 nucleotides. RefSeq names its product M1 family metallopeptidase (gene APE2). Lineage: Eukaryota; Fungi; Ascomycota; Saccharomycetes; Phaffomycetales; Wickerhamomycetaceae. The record is from RefSeq and is a predicted model, not a curated record. Gene Ontology annotation, biological process: proteolysis; peptide catabolic process. Gene Ontology annotation, molecular function: metalloaminopeptidase activity; peptide binding; zinc ion binding. The transcript has 2 exons. Gene Ontology annotation, cellular component: cytoplasm. The coding region runs from base 1 to 2661 and encodes 886 amino acids.
AUGCUGAUUUCUAGAAUCAGUACGCCUAUCAGACUGCAAAGCGUGAAAAAUUCUGUCAAUAUUUUCAGUUCACAAAAUGUCCCAUCUGGUCGUGAAUUAUUACCAACUAAUGUCAAACCAAUCAAAUAUGAUUUAACUUUAGAUCCAAAUUUUGAAACUUUUAAAUUUAAUGGUAAUGUUAAAAUUGAUCUUGAAGUUCAAGAAGAAUCAAAUUAUGUCACUUUAAAUACUUUUGAAAUUGAAGUUAAUUCUGCUAAAGUUGGUGAUUUAAAAGCUACUGAUAUUUCUUAUAAUGAAUCUACUCAAACUGCAACUUUUAAAUUUCCAGAAAAUUUCACUAAAGGCUCUUCAAUUACUCUUGAUUUAGAUUUCAUUGGUAUCUUGAAUGAUAAUAUGGCUGGUUUUUACAAAUCUUCUUAUAAAGAAGAUGGUGUCGUUAAAUACUUGGCUACAACUCAAAUGGAACCAACUGAUGCUCGUCGUGCUUUCCCAUCUUUUGAUGAACCUGCUUUGAAAGCUAUUUUUGAUAUCACAUUAAUCUCUGAUAAACAUUUAACCGCAAUUUCAAAUAUGGAUAUUAAAGAAGAAAAAAUCUUAGAUGAUGGUAGAAAAGCCACUUCUUUCAAUUCAACUCCUUUAAUCUCAACUUAUUUAAUUGCUUUUAUUGUUGGUGAAUUAAAAUAUGUUGAAAAUCAUGAUUUUAGAGUCCCAAUUAAAGUUUGGGCUACAAGAGGUCAAGAAUCUCAAGGUAAAUUUUCUGCAGAAUUAAUUUCUAAAACUUUAGCUUUUUUUGAAAAAUCAUUUGGUAUUGAUUAUCCAUUCCCUAAAUUAGAUUAUGUUGCAAUCCCAGAUUUCUCUGCUGGUGCUAUGGAAAAUUGGGGUGCUGUUUUCUCAAGAGAAGUUGAUGUUUUAUUUGAUGAAGAAAAUUCAAAUUUAGCUACAAAACAAAGAGUUGCUGAAGUUGUUCAACAUGAAUUGGCACAUCAAUGGUUUGGUAACUUGGUCACCAUGGAAUGGUGGGAAGGUUUAUGGUUAAAUGAAGGUUUUGCCACUUGGAUGUCAUGGUAUUCAUGUAAUGAAUUUUACCCAGAUUGGAAAGUUUGGCAAUCAUAUAUUUCUGAUACUUUACAAGGUGCUUUACAAUUAGAUGCUUUAAGAUCAUCACAUCCAAUUGAAGUUCCAGUUCAAAAAGCUGAAGAAAUUAAUCAAAUUUUCGAUGCCAUUUCUUAUUCAAAAGGUUCAUCUUUAUUAAAAAUGAUUUCUGGUUGGUUAGGUGAAGAAACUUUUAUUAGAGGUGUUUCCAAUUAUUUGAAAAAACAUCAAUAUGGUAACACUAAAACUUCAGAUUUAUGGGAAGCUUUAUCAGAAGCUUCUGGUGAAGAUGUUGUUAAGGUUAUGAGUGUAUGGACCCAAAAAGUUGGUUAUCCAGUCCUUACUGUAACUGAAGAUGCUUCAUCAAACACCAUUUCUGUCAAACAAAACCGUUAUUUAACAACUGGUGAUGUUAAACCUGAAGAAGAUGAAACUAUUUUCCCAGUUUUCCUUGGUUUGAAAACUAAAAAUAAUGUUGAUGAAUCAUUAAGAUUAGAUAAAAGAGAAGAUCAAUAUAAAAUUGAAGAAGGUUUAGAUUUCUAUAAAUUAAAUGCUGAUCAAUUUGGUAUUUAUCGUACAUCUUAUUCACCAGAACGUUGGAUCAAAUUAGGUAAAGCUGGUGUUGAAGGUUUAUUAUCAGUUGAAGAUAGAACUGGUCUUGUUGCUGAUGCUGGUGCAUUAGCUACUUCUGGUUAUCAAUCUACUUCAAACUUGUUGAACUUAGUUCAUGGAUGGAAAGAAGAAAAUAAUUAUGUUGUUUGGGGUGAAAUCUUAGCAAGAGUCACUGCUAUCAAAAAUGCAUGGAUUUUCGAAGAUAAAGCUACUGUUGAAGCAUUAGAAGCAUUUAUUAGAUCUCUUGUUGAAACAAAAGUUCAUUCAUUAGGUUGGGAAUUCAAUGAAUCUGAUUCUUUUGAAGAUCAAAGCUUAAAAUCUGUUCUAUUUGCUGCCGCUGCAGGUGCUAAAGAUGAAAAAGUUGUUGCUUCAGCUUUAGAAUCUUUCCAAAAAUAUGUUGAAGGUGAUAAAAAAGCUAUUCAUCCAAACAUCAGAGCUUCUGUUUUUGGUACAGUUGCACGUACUGGUGGUGAAAAGGAAUAUGAUCAAAUUUUUAACAUUUAUCAAAAUCCUGUUUCCGUUGACGAAAAAAUUACAGCUUUAAGAACUUUAGGUAGAUUUGAAGAUGAAGCUUUAAUUCAAAGAACAUUAUCAAUUGUUUUAGACGAACACGUUGUUAAAUCACAAGAUCUUUACAUUCCAAUGCAAGGUCUACGUGCUCAUCAAAAUGGUAUUAAUGCAUUAUGGAAAUGGGCUCAAGAAAAUUGGGACACUUUGGUUGUUAAAUUACCACCUGGGUUAUCAAUGUUGGGUACAAUUGUUCAAAUUUCUACUGUUUCAUUCACCUCUGAAGCUAAAAUUCAAGAAAUUCAAAAAUUCUUUGAAAAUAAAGAUACUAAAGGUUUCAAUCAAGGUUUAGCUCAAUCUAUUGAUACCAUCAGAUCUAAAAGUCAAUGGAUUACAAGAGACAGUGAAGAUGUUAACAAAUGGUUAUCAUCAAACAAUUUCAAAAAUUAA